AAAUGUACUAGUCUUUCAGUAAAAAUUUAUAGUCUAAAAAAGAUUUCAUAAUUUCGCUCCCCCAACGUUAGCUCCGAAGUCCAUGGCGCGAAGUUCCAUCAGUUCAGCUGAUGAAGAAGGUUAUUCGGGGCCACCCUCUGAAGAAAAUGAGGAUUUCCAGCCUCAAGCUUCCCAUCACCACCCUUAUGCGCCAUCCCACGAGGUAUUUGACAUUUCAACGACUGUAGAUCCUAGUUAUCUAAUAUCCUUGAUAAGAAAACUCCUGCCACCAGAAUACAGCAACCAGUCUCUAGAUAGUGAAGUUCAUGUUUCCCCUAGCAAAGGGCCUAGAACUGAAAAUGGUGAAAGAACAAUGGUGUCUCCAUUUAAUGGUGGAGAAGUUCAACCAUGUGCUGGCAGUGAAAAUGCAGUUAGGAACAUUUGUGAAAAUUUUAGUGAAGCACAUAAUCCACCAGGAUUUACGGAAGAUGCGAUGGAAGAUCAACAGAAGCAUUGGUCUGCUGCAGGGGAAGAAGCUGCUUGGGAAGAGCAUGGAUGCACUUUAUGGGAUCUUGCGGCUAAUGAGACUCAUGCUGAACUAAUGGUUCAAAAUCUCAUUCUUGAAGUGCUUCUGGCUAACCUAAUGGUUUCUCAAUCUGCUCGAAUCACUGAGAUAAGCCUCGGAAUAAUUGGAAAUCUGGCUUGCCAUGAAGUUUCACGGAAACACAUAGCCUCGACAAAUGGGUUGAUAAAGACAAUUGUGGAUCAGUUGUUUCUGGAUGAUGCUCAAUGCCUCUGUGAAGCACUCCGGGUAAUAACGUUAUGUUUUCAAAGUGGUGAAGGUGUUGUUUGGACAGAAGCAUUAACACCUGAGCAUAUUCUAUCCCGUAUUUUGUGGAUUGCUGAGAACACCUUGAAUCUGCCGCUCAUAGAAAAGAGUGUUGGUUUACUUUCAGCAAUAUUACGAAGCGAACAGGAGAUAGCUAGGGUUCUUCUACCGCCUUUGAUGAAGUUGGGUCUUCCAAAUCUUCUGAUUAACCUUUUUGCUUUUGAAAUGAGCAAGCUGACAGAAGAGCGAAUGCCUGAAAGGUACCCCGUUCUGGACAUAAUUCUCCAGGCACUUGAAGCUCUUUCUGCUGCUGAUGAUUUUUCAUCAUACAUAUGUUCCAAUAGGGAACUCUUCAAGCUACUCAAUGACCUGAUCAAGCUUCCUGAUAAAACCGAGGUUGCCAGUUCUUGCGUAACUGCAGCAGUUUUGGUUGCAAAUAUCCUGCCUGAAGUAGAACAUCUUGCUAGUGAAAUAUCACAAGAUUUUUGUUUUUCACAGGGCAUAUUCGAUAUAAUCCCUUUUGCUUAUGAUGACAUAGAAGCAAAAGGUGCACUUUGGAGCAUUCUUGAAAGACUAUUGAUUUGUAUAGAAGUUAGUGAGUGUAACCCGUCAAGUAUGCAUCAGUAUAUCUCGAUACUUGUGAGCAAAUCGGAUGUGAUUGAAGAGGAAUUCGUAGACCUUCAAUUAGCUGAUGCAAGUGAGGAAGGCAAGAGCUUUACUGAUGGCACAUAUCGAAGAACUAGAACCAGAACUCUCAGAAGAAUUUUUGAUAUUCUGAAGCAAUGGGAAUUCUUGAAAGCUCAACUCAAGGAUGCUCCUUUAUCAGAGAUGUAUAAAUAUCUGACUUUUGCAUCUCUUGGGGGUAAAAGAGAAGGAAUCGACAUAAAGAAAGGGACCAGGAAUGCUAUUUAACCAGAGAACUACUUUUAACGAUAAGUUGAAGGUAGAUG
This is a messenger RNA of Coffea eugenioides, 1758 nucleotides long. RefSeq lists its product as uncharacterized. Bases 83 to 1720 code for a protein of 545 amino acids. The transcript is spliced from 12 exons. NCBI's taxonomy places the organism in Eukaryota, Viridiplantae, Streptophyta, Magnoliopsida, Gentianales, Rubiaceae. The record is from RefSeq and is a predicted model, not a curated record.